Glarea lozoyensis ATCC 20868 is the source of this 534-nucleotide messenger RNA. RefSeq lists its product as uncharacterized. Lineage: Eukaryota; Fungi; Ascomycota; Leotiomycetes; Helotiales; Helotiaceae. The coding region runs from base 1 to 534 and encodes 177 amino acids. The record is from RefSeq and is a predicted model, not a curated record. The transcript has 2 exons.
AUGAUCGAUGGUGGAGAAGUGUGCGGGACUGAGAUCGAGGGAGCUUUGGCUGCUGGAUGCAAGUUUGAUACACUCGCCCUCACCUGGCUACCGUCAGCAUGUUACGACGAAUUUGUCACUCAAUCAUCAUCAGACCAAUUGCGGGAAGAGUCUGGUUUGGUCAAGGUUGACCUCAACGAGUUCCAAUUCUACGCAGACUGGAACCGGACACAACCAGUCACAGAUUUGCAAUUUCAACAAGCCUCACUUCUCAACUUCGGACCAGCGGGCGUUCAGACCCCCUUUUAUACAGAUACCAUCUACCAUAAAGCACAUUGCCAGCAUGUCAAAGAACUACAAGAUAGCGCACUGCAAAAAGCGAGCGAAGGAACGCAUGAUGUAUGGCUGUGGGAAAGGGCUGCUAAGUGGGAUCACUCGCUUCAUUGUCACAAAAUCAUGUAUCACGCUACAUGGAACACGCCGGGUAUAGAUACGCUUGCUGUUUAUCCUGGAACAUCUAACUGCGUUCUCAUACGUAGCAGUGCUAACUUAUGA